Messenger RNA from Camellia sinensis, 436 nucleotides. NCBI's taxonomy places the organism in Eukaryota, Viridiplantae, Streptophyta, Magnoliopsida, Ericales, Theaceae. The record is from RefSeq and is a predicted model, not a curated record.
AUGACGACGCUGUACAAGCUGUGUACAGUGAAGGUGAACAAGGAGAGGGCGGUGAAGGGAGGGGCGGUGAAGGCGGUAGUGGGGCUGGUGGCGACGGAGCAGAUGGCGGAGAAGGCGAUGGUGGUGAUGAGUAGCUUGGCGGCGGUGGCGGAAGGAAAGGAGGCGAUUGUGGAGGAAGGGGGGAUUGCGGCGUUGGUGGAGGUGAUCGAGGAUGGGUCGCCGAAAGGGAAGGAGUUCGCCGUGAUGACGCUGUUGCAGUUGUGUGGUGAGAGUGUGAGGAAUAGGGGUUUGCUUGUCAGGGAAGGUGGGAUUCCUCCAUUGGCAGCGCUUGCUCAAACUGGUACUGCAAAAGCCAAGCACAAGGCUGAAACACUGCUAAGGUAUUUGAGAGAACAAAGACAAAAAGCUUCUACUUUGAGUCCUUAGAGUUGGAGGG